GACAUGGGUGGCUGCCCUGGCCCUGCUCGCGUCUUCUCUCCCUCGCUCUCUCUGCGCUCUCUGUCUGCGUCUGUGGCUCGGUCGCUCGCUCUGCUGGUGCUUGAGGCCUUGGCUGCGCUGCCUGUGGACCAUUCUCGUCAUUCUGCAUUCCAUCGGCCGGGACUCCAACUCGGACGCCAACGUGACUCGGCGGCGAAGGCCAGAGAAGGGGAAGGGGAAGGGGGAGGAGCAAAGGGAGGGGAGGGAGGGUGCGUGGGUGGCCUCGAUUUGCCGUCUGCUGUGCUGUGCUGUGCUGGCGUGCUGGCUGCGGAGCAAUUAGCGAGGGCGGAAGAAGAAGGCCAGCGAGGGACGAAGUCGAUUUGAUCGCUCGGAAGUAUGCAAGAAGACUGACCGACCGACCGAAGGAGCGAGCGAGCGACGGACCGGCCAGCCCGCAACGAGCGAGUUGCAUGCAUCGCGGACAUCUGCCGAUACCAACCAUUGACGACAGUCGAAUCAGGUUGAAGACGAGCAAGUGUGAGUAAUUUAGGUGCUGAUCCAUUCCAUUCCGGUGUUUGCCACUAGGGCAGAGGGCGAGGACAGGCCCGGUCGCAAGAGGAGAGGACUGGACAGCAGGUGGUGGUAGGUGGCUCGGCUCAGAGACGAAGUAAGAGGAGUCUGUCGUUGUUGUCACCAUGAACCCCGAAUAUGAUUAUCUGUUCAAGCUUCUGCUGAUCGGAGAUUCAGGUGUCGGGAAGUCGUGUCUGCUGCUGCGAUUUGCGGAUGAUUCCUACUUGGAGAGUUACAUCAGCACAAUCGGGGUGGACUUUAAAAUCCGGACGGUGGAGCUAGAUGGGAAGACUAUCAAACUCCAGAUUUGGGACACGGCAGGUCAGGAGCGAUUCAGGACGAUCACUAGCAGCUAUUAUCGCGGAGCGCACGGCAUAAUUGUGGUGUACGACGUAACAGAUCAGGAAAGCUUCAAUAAUGUGAAGCAGUGGUUGAAUGAGAUUGACCGCUACGCAAGCGAGAACGUGAACAAGCUACUCGUAGGAAAUAAGUCCGAUCUUGCUUCGAAAAAGGUGGUGGACACUCAGACAGCGAAGGCGUUCGCCGAUGAGAUUGGAAUUCCGUUUCUAGAGACCAGUGCGAAGAACGCGACCAACGUUGAGGAAGCCUUCAUGACUAUGGCGGCUGAGAUCAAGAAUAGGAUGGCCAGUCAGCCUGCCAUGACGAGCACCAAGCCUAGUACUGUACAGAUGAAGGGACAGCCUCUUCCCCAGAGCGGUGGGUGUUGCUCCUGAGCAGGUGAUGCAUGCAGGGAGAAAUCAUGGGCAUAGUACUGUCGUGGCAGGAACUAUCACUGUCUUUCUUGAAGGCAUGUGCUGGAUCAGUGGAGUAGUUCGAAACGCAAGACAAUUUAUAGCUGUAGCUCAUUCUAGGGUAGCCGGCCACUUGGAUUAUACUGGCAGUGUUGACAGGGGGGAGCGCGUUGCUUACGAGGAUUCUUUACCAUGAAUUCCGAAUAUGAUUUUUCCUUCAAGCUUUUGUUCAUCGGCGAUUCUGGUCUUUGGAAGUCUUGUUCUGCUUCGAUCUACUAGAACAUCCCUGCUUUAACACAGAGUUCAAAAGUUGACCUUUCGAGAGUUAGGGUACAUGGUGAAGAAGCAGUUUGUAUAGUUGCAAGCAAGACACCCAGACUAGUGUGACCCAGAUUGUGAUCCAGAUUACUCUCUCAGGAGGGCGUUCGAGUGCACCUUUGGAUGCCCGCUCGUCCAGUGCGUAUCAUCUACAGAUGAUUUGCAAAUUGCACUUAAUUGCAUUGUCUGCAUUUGGCGAAAACAAAAUAAAUAAUGUGAAGUCCACAAAUUUGU
Messenger RNA from Marchantia polymorpha subsp. ruderalis, 1853 nucleotides. Lineage: Eukaryota; Viridiplantae; Streptophyta; Marchantiopsida; Marchantiales; Marchantiaceae. The record is from the annotation of a GenBank genome assembly.